Messenger RNA from Vigna unguiculata (cowpea), 2340 nucleotides. Its product is annotated as protein DETOXIFICATION 45, chloroplastic-like. Lineage: Eukaryota; Viridiplantae; Streptophyta; Magnoliopsida; Fabales; Fabaceae. The record is from RefSeq and is a predicted model, not a curated record. Gene Ontology annotation, biological process: transmembrane transport. Gene Ontology annotation, molecular function: xenobiotic transmembrane transporter activity; antiporter activity. Gene Ontology annotation, cellular component: chloroplast; membrane.
GAUGAUUGAAACAAAAAAAUGUUGGGAAUCGGCGUGUACCAGUGAAAAUGUAUAAAAUGUUUGAGAAAAUGCAGAGAGAGAGGAAGAGAAGAGAGAAUGUGAGUAUGUGACUGUUGUGUAGUGGAAAAGGCGGGAGUUACAGACACAUUCUGGGGGUUGCUUGCAGUAAUGCAGUUACCGGCGGUGACGGUCAUGGAAGCUACCCAUUUCACUUCCUCCCCUUUUGUCUCUCAAUACCAUGGCUCUUCCAGAAGAAGAGCAUUCACAUUCAAGCGCAACCAUAUCUGUUACGGUUAUUGCCCUCGCUUUCUGCGCCAACCGCAGAGCCUCUCAUCGCCUCUCAUAACCCUUCGCGCCAAACCCUCUUCCCUCCCUCCCAACCACCUCACCGCCGAACAACAACACGCCGACGAGGAUCAUCAGCUUCACCCAAACCCCGCCGUUAAGUUGCCGCUCGAUCAAAAUGAAAAACUCCAGGAUGUGGAUGUGAAGCGAGAGCUUCUUUUGCUGUCUGUGCCCGCCAUUGCCGGCCAGGCAAUUGACCCCUUGUCGCAGUUGAUGGAAACCGCCUACAUUGGUCGACUUGGCACUCUCGAAUUGGCUUCUGCGGGCGUUUCCGUAUCCAUCUUUAACAUGAUUUCUAAGCUUUUUAACAUUCCCCUUCUAAGCAUUGCCACUUCCUUUGUUGCCGAGGACAUGGCCAAGGCUGCCUCUACUCAGCAUUCUGAUUCAGAUCAGGGUGCUACAGAAAAUACUGGCAAUGGUAAACCUUUCAAAACAGUUCCCCACAGAAAACAGCUACCCUCUGUCUCCACUGCUUUGCUUUUAGCACUCGGCCUUGGCAUUUUUGAGGCUUUGGCUUUGUCCCUGGGAUCGGGAACAUUUCUAAAUUUAAUCGGUGUGUCAACGCAAAAUCCAACUUUUGCUCCUGCACGACAAUUUCUCUCUGUAAGAGCUGUUGGUGCUCCCGCAGUUGUACUUUCUUUGGCUCUUCAAGGCAUUUUCCGUGGUUUUAAGGAUACGAAAACCCCUGUUAUAUGUCUAGGCAUUGGCAACUUCUCAUCUGUCUUCUUAUUUCCCUUACUUAUGUAUUACUUUCGGUUGGGUGUAACUGGUGCAGCCAUUUCCACUGUUAUCUCUCAAUAUAUUGGGACCAUGUUGAUGAUCUGGUGUCUGAAUAAACGAGCUGAGUUACUACCUCCAAGGAUGGGAAACCUGCAAUUUGGCAGUUAUAUUAAAUCUGGUGGUUUCCUUCUUGGAAGAACACUAGCUGUUCUUUCAACCAUUACAUUGGGGACAUCAGUGGCUGCUCGACAUGGUCCAGUAGCUAUGGCUGCACAUCAGAUAUGUAUGCAAGUGUGGUGGUCUGUUUCCCUUCUUUCAGAUGCCUUGGCUGCAUCUGGUCAGGCCCUUAUUGCAAGUUAUGUAUCCAGACAUGAAUACAAAGUUGUGAAGGAGAUUACUAGUAUAUUAUUAAGGAUUGGACUGGUAAUGGGUAUUUGCUUGGCUGCAAUUCUGGGUGCAUCGUUUGGACCUCUAGCUACCAUUUUUACUCAGGAUUCUGAAGUCUUGCUGGUGGUCAGAUCAUUAGUGUUGUUUGUCAGUGUUUCUCAACCAUUUAAUGCACUGGCAUAUAUUGUUGACGGUCUCCAUUAUGGUGUUUCUGAUUUCCGAUAUGCUGCCUUCUCCAUGAUGCUUGUGGGAGCAGUCUCCUCUGUAUUCUUGUUGUUUGCAGCUCCACUUUUUGGCCUCCAGGGCGUAUGGCUGGGAUUAGUUCUCUUUAUGGCUCUUCGUGCAGUAGCUGGCGCUGUCAGAUGUCUCUCAAAGAAUGGUCCUUGGUGGUUUCUACACAGGGAUUUACAAAUUGUAUAGAGUAAAUCGCAAAAUGUACGAGGAUGUCGAUAUAGCUUUUGUUCCGUUUCACAAUGUCACCGGAAAGAGCGAAAGAUAAUCUUAGACAGCAUGAUCUUGGCAGUAUGCCCAAUUAUGAAGCUUUAAAUUUUGCAUCUUUGUGAGUUUAUUGGUGAACUACGACUUGCUUCAUAGCUUUACUCAGAUUCAGAUAUUGAGGAAAACAAACUGUGGUCUCAUAAAUGGAGGAUGCGAAUGAAACACUGGAUUUGACAUUUGAAGACUAAUUUUUCCGUCGGUAUUAUAUUGAGAUGUUAGCCGGUGACUUGUUGUUUUCCGUUGUUUCCGAGUAGAGAUAGGCAAUUUUAGAAGCAGUUUGUAGGUUAUCGCUAUGAGAACUGUGUGUUAAGCACAUUUUUCAGUCAUUGUUUACCGUGUGAAGGAAAAUGGUUCAGUUCAGUAUUUUUCAAAUUCACGAAACUUUUGAGA